GGCUGCCCGUGAGGGGAGGUUAUUUGGCUCUGAUGGCCCCUCCCCUGUUUGCUGUCUGGUUUGUGGUGGUGCCUGUGAGCCCUGCCUGGAGCUGACCCCACCGAUCUCCGCCCUGCCAGGCUUUCUGCGUCUUUGUGGUGCUCUCCUUGUCCCGCGACGAGGUGAACUGGCUGGUGCGUCACGCUGAGCAUGUCACCAAGACCAAGACCCCUGAGGACUACGCUGACAGUUUCUAUGUCCGCACCUUCGAGAAGCUGUUUGCUCUGACCAUGGAGGAGCCGGCCAUGCUGCGCUUCACCAUCAUCUUCCCGCUCGUCUGCAGCCACUUUGCCCACGGCACCCACCCCAUGUGUCCAGAGGAGUAUCCCCACCUGAAGAGCUGCAGCCUGGGUCUAUGCAACAGCUUCCUGGAAGAGAUCGCCAAGCAGGCUGCCAACUGCAUCAUGGAGCAUGUGCCGAGCAGCGCAAACUCAGUGAGCAGCUACUGCCCAAACACUGCACCUCCACCAUCAGCAAGGCCCAGAACAAGAAGGCCCAGAAGCAGCCCCGCAACAAGGGGGAGCCGGAGCGGGACAAGCCAGGGGCUGAGAGCCAGAGGAAGGACCGGAUCAUG
Messenger RNA from Gopherus evgoodei (Goodes thornscrub tortoise), 613 nucleotides. RefSeq names its product nck-associated protein 1-like. The transcript has 4 exons. The annotation marks the transcript as partial. NCBI's taxonomy places the organism in Eukaryota, Metazoa, Chordata, Testudines, Testudinidae. Gene Ontology annotation, biological process: neuron projection morphogenesis; cell migration; cortical actin cytoskeleton organization. Gene Ontology annotation, cellular component: SCAR complex. The record is from RefSeq and is a predicted model, not a curated record.